Molecule: messenger RNA, 5390 nt
Organism: Chelonoidis abingdonii (Abingdon island giant tortoise)
Lineage: Eukaryota; Metazoa; Chordata; Testudines; Testudinidae
Gene: SNTB2
Product: syntrophin beta 2
Cellular component (GO): dystrophin-associated glycoprotein complex; intracellular anatomical structure; synapse
Molecular function (GO): protein binding; structural molecule activity
Source: RefSeq, a predicted model, not a curated record
GAGGCAGCUUCCAGUUAUAAAGCAGGUUUUUGAUCCCUCUGUCAAAUUUUACCCAAAAUAAACUGACCCACCUGUAAAACUUCAGAUGGGUUUUACCACCAGGGUAGUUCCCCUAGGAAUUCUGAGAGGCAGAUUGGAAAAGAGGGUUGGGUGACAUGAGGGGUCCAAAACUGAGCUGAUUCAUUUCUUGAGACGUGUCCUACUCAAAACUCUGAGGGGAAACUCAAACUUGUUCUGGUUGGCUGGGCUUGUGAGGUCAUUCACUCUGGUUCUGUCGGUCUGUGGGGUAGUAACUUUUGAAUUCUUCCGCCAAUCCCAAAAUUGCAGGGAAUGUUCGAGCCAGCUUCACUCUGAACUAGUAUUCCAGCUGGCAAGGUCAGGUAAUGGCAAUACCACCUCAUUGAUCAGUGCUGUAGCUGAUGGUGAUAUCACUAAGCAUCUAGGCUGUAGCAUGUGCCUGCUGGAGGAUCUAUUCUAGAAGUGUCCUGAUCUGUCUCUAGGGCACUGACACGGUCUGCAUCACCAUAGUAUCUGAGUAUCUGUCUUUCCUGUCUCUCUCCUCAUGCACUCUCUGGGGCAGGGCAGUUAUCCCCACUGUACUGCUGGGGAGCUGAGGCUAAGUGACAUGCCCAAGGUCACACAGGGAGUCUGUGGCAGAGCAGGGAACUGAACCCGUGGGCCAUCCCUCAUCUCUGGCAAACGUGUAAAGGCAGAAUGAACAAGGGAAGGAGGAGUUGGAAGUGUCCAUAAAACACUAUCUUGUGUGGUAACCCUCUGGCUUCACUAUCCAGAGACCAUUGCUGACAGGUCUGAGACCCACCCUGCUCCCCCUGAGGCCAUGAGUUGGGGGAGCAGAGCACUAGGACUGUAUUUGCAGAGGCAGCAGCAGUCUGAUUUCAUCUGACAAGCAAGUCCUUUCCUGUCCUCACAGCAUGCCUAGAGACCAGCUUCCUGUCACCCACAGUCCGGAGGAACCCUCCCCCUGUGGAAAUAGUGAAUAAAUGUGUUCACUGUUUCCCAUCCUGCUGCCAGACAUCUGAGAGCUUGUUGACAAAUGGGGGUGUGAAACUACAUCCUCCUAGGACAGUUUAGGCAAGACCCGCCCCCACCCUCUGACUUGCAGAGGAGAGGGGCAAAAGCUUGCACACAUCCAUAUGAUGGGCUAGCUGGGCAGGUUCACUCAUCUGUCCUCCCUGGAAGUGAAGUUCAUGCAGGAAGUGACUCCCUACAUUAAGAAGCCAUCACUGGUGUCAGACCUCCCGUGGGAUGGGGCAGCUCCCCAGUCACCGAGCCUGAGUGGCAGUGAGGACUCCGGCUCACCGAAGCACUACAAUGGUACCAAAGACAGGAAGGUGAUCCCUCUGAAAAUGUGCUUCGCCGCCAGGAACUUGAGCAUGCCGGACCUGGAGAACAGGUUGAUAGAGCUGCACUCACCGGACAGCAGAAACACCCUGAUCCUGCGGUGCAAAGACACAGCGACCGCACACUCCUGGUUCACGGCCAUCCACACCAACAUCAUGGCCCUCCUCCCUCAGGUGCUGGCUGAACUCAAUGCCAUGCUAGGUGCCAACAAUGCCACAGGAAGUAGCAAGGAGGUCAAACACAUCGCUUGGCUGGCGGAACAGUCCAGACUAGAUGGAGGAAGGCAGCAGUGGCGGCCUAUCCUCAUGGCUAUGACAGAGAAGGACUUGCUGCUCUAUGAUUGUAUGCCCUGGACAAGAGACGCAUGGGCAUCACCUUGCCACAGCUACCCUCUUGUCGCUACCAGGCUGGUUCACUCUGGCUCCGGGCACAGAUCACCUUCUCCGGGAUCCGAGCUCACCUUUGCAACGAGGACAGGCUCUCGCCAGGGCAUUGAAAUGCACGUUUUCAGGGUGGAGACGCAUCGGGACCUCUCCUCCUGGACCAGGAUGCUAGUUCAGGGCUGCCACACUGCUGCGGAGCUGAUGAAGGAGGUGUCCAUAGGCUGCACUUUGAAUGGUCAGGAGGUGAAGCUCACAGUCCAUUAUGAAAAUGGAUUCACUCUCUCCAAGGAGGAGGCAGGCUCCAGUCGCACCCUGUUCCUCUACCCCUUUGAGAAGCUUAGAGUGUCUGCAGAUGAUGGCAUCAGGAACCUCUACUUGGAUUUUGGUGGCCCUGAGGGGGAGCUGACUCUGGACCUGCACUCUUGUCCGAAACCCAUUGUUUUUAUGUUGCACACUUUCUUGUCAGCCAAAGUCACCCGUAUGGGACUGCUUGUGUAAGAGGUGAAAGGUCCCAACAGCCCUGAACUACACAUCUACUGUCCCAGCAGCAAAAAAGCACAAAAGACCCUAGUUUGUGGUGUCCUUCUGCAGUACCAGUGCCUUGACAAAGACUGAUUCAUGCCAGAACCAUGAUGGUGUGGAAGGAAGUUCCUGCCCUCCUCAAAGCCAUAGCCAGAAACUCCAGCCUCUCCACAGUCCCCUGGAAUAACUGCGCCACAUGCCUAGAAAAUGCUGAGGCCAGGCUGCUGCUGGUAGCUGAAUACUGAGAUCAAGGGAGAUGUGGUUCUCACAUUCUCAGUUUCCAGCCACUUCCUGGCUGCUGGCAAUUUGAGACUCUUCUUCCUGACACUCCUGGGAUUCGAUUGUCAUCCUGAAGACGCAACAUAAAGCCGAGCAUCCAGCACUCAUCUGUUGCAAGAAGAGCCAUUGGCAUGGGACUGUGAGUGGGGAGGUUAGGGUCGGAACUAUAACCAAUCCAUAUGAUGCCAUUUUUAUUGCUUACCAAAUGUGCCUUUGGUGUAAGGCGGGUUGGUGCAUUACUGGAGAUGGAGAUGAGGAGACUGGGAGUUCAGCGCUGGUCACUAUGGAAGAGUGUUCCAUGAGCCCCCGCCCUCAGCUCAUUCCAAGCUGACCCAGCUCCCUCUGUUGCCACAAAGCCACUUUCCCAGGGAUCCUUGGUAAGGAAGAGGCCUGUCCUCACUAGCCAGUGGGUUUAGAUCCCCCUUGCCGAGUGGGAUGGAUAGAGAGAGUUCGGUCACUUUUCUGACUUGCUUUGGGCACCUGGAAACAUCCUAAAUACAGAGCACUUGGUGCUUUUCGCUGAUGCUUCUUAUCGAGCCCCUCGAUGGUCAGAUGUGACAGGACAAAUGCCACAUGGCUGGAUCGGAGGCACAGAAAGGCCAGCUGGUUGCGUGUUCUGAGAUGAGCUGGAAUGUGUAAAGCAGCUGAUGCCCAUAUAGUGAUGCACGCAGCCUCUGGGCCUGGCAACUUCCUUCUGAGACACUAGCAGCACCCUCUCCUUUCCUAGUGCUGGGCUGCCUGUCUCCCUCUGCCUGUGCCAAGCCCAUGUGCCCAGGUGUGUGUGUGCUGCAGAGAGAUGGGUGACGGGGGCCUGUGAAUGACUUUGAAAUACCUAGGAGACAAGGUGGGGGAGAUGGUAUAUUUUAUUGGACCUACUUCUGUCGGUGAGAGGGACCAGCUUUCCAGCCACGCAGAGCUGUGUGCAUGGUUGCAAUGCUUGUUGGCACAGCCUGUCCCAUUCCUAAAGAAAGUAUUCUGAUGCAUCUGCAGGCCCGAGGGGAGGCAGCUCAUCCACCAGAGUCGGGGAAAUUGCAGUGCUUCCUUCACUCUGGUGGCAAAAUUUGAACACAAGGCUUUCGGAAGCCCCCUCCCAGCACAUCACUGACCUCUUCCCGAAAGGAUUCAAGGCGCCCGGCAAUGCAGCCUGGCUCAGAACUCUGAGAAACGGAUUUCACUGCAUAACCCAGACCUUCAGCAGGGCCUGUACCCUCCAGCUCUCUUCCUAGAUUCCUGGUCUCUCUCUCAUGCUUGGGAAGAGCUGUGCCUGGGACACCUAGAGAUGGGGGACAGGGACUCCAGGAGCCCACUGCACACACACAGCAGGUGGCUUGGACAGUUCUUUGAGGCUCUGCUUGCUUCCUUGGAACAACUGUAGCACCUGCUGUUGAGAGUGUUUGAUUCCCAGUGUAGGUUGCUCAGGAUUAACUCCUGGGAUUCAGCUUCGCAAGUUACCAGUGCUCAGAGCUUUCCGAGACUGGCUAGAGCCGUGGGAUGCUUAUGCUAUCUGCAGACCAGUACGGUAGCCCAUCUCCUUAGCAGCGCAGAUCGACAGCUUGAUGUAACUAGACUUAAGGUGAGAGUUCACAGUACAAAGCUUUUGGAGGUGAACCUAAGAGCGUGCUGCCUUGAGCAUGGCCUUCCCCAGAACAGGCUCGCAGCAUGUGAAGAAGUGAUCCUGGAGGGCACGCUUCCUUUGUGAGGUAUGAAGCAAAGCUGAUUUUGCCCAGAUUGUCCUGCCAGCACAGCAGCCUGCUGAAACCCUAGGGUGGAAGUGUUCUUCACAGGCCCCUCACAACCAUGUGGCCUAUGCCUGAUGCCUAGCAGCUCACUUCCAAACACUGUUUUAGCAACCAGCAAAGGCCAAUCAAUUGAAACGUGUUUGUUUAAACAACAAAUCGCACCAGGUUAUAACAUACUUAAAAUAGUGUCUUAGCUGAUUGGGGUUUAUGAAGUGAAUAUAAGGUUAAUAUAAAGUGUGAGUUCCAGCACAGUACUGAUUUGGAUAGGUUUGUGUUCACCCAACAGACUGUUAUCUGGUCUGUGGACCAAUUGGAGGAGUUGUCAUUCCAAUGCAAGGCUGUUAAGCUCUUCAGUCUAUUUUAGCUGCUCUUAAAGUGGAUGUUUUAGCUCUAGUAUGGUUGUCCCAUCAGUAUGGUGAGUGCUGGAAAGCACGAGUCUGCGUGGUGAAAAAUCUACUCCAGGGACAGUAGACUAGUUCUAAGUCUCAGUUCUUAGACAACCCAUAAAGAAAUACUCCUAAUGCCAGAGGGUGAUUAAGCUGUUACCAUUUUGGACUAUUUUCUUAUCUAAAUGUCUGUGUUUUGUUUAAUUUGCAGCUUCACCACAUUGGUGGCUGUGAAGCAUCUGGAAUAUUUUUACAAGUUAGAGGCUAGGCCAGUUUGGUCUCUUACCAAAAAUCACAAGUUGACAUAAAUUAGAAUUCUGGACAAGGUCCUGUCUUCUCCCAGGAAAACAUGGCUUGCUAGGAACCAUUUACGAGGGUAAAUGUGGGGUCCAUCAGCAGGGGAAUAUUCACACCUGUUGUACUGGAAAGUGUGAGUAGUGUCAGUAUAUCACAUAAAAUGGGACAGUCACCCCCCCCCCCCAUAUUAUUCCUUUGUUCUGCAAACUACCUAAUAAGCUGCUAUGCAAAUUUUGUUGUGCCCUGGCUGGUUUCAAGAGGUUAGAUAUCUCUGAGGAUUUCAGGGAAGAACUUGUAGACUUAAGCACUUUCUCUGCUUUUUUUAUUUUGCUCUGACACUUAAGGUUGAGUGGUUGCUAUUUUAAGCUCCAGUGGUGGCCCCUGAUUUGUACAGAUCACGAGCAGUACUGACAAACUUCAGU